Pararge aegeria (speckled wood butterfly) is the source of this 1617-nucleotide messenger RNA. RefSeq names its product cholinesterase-like. The record is from RefSeq and is a predicted model, not a curated record. The transcript is spliced from 4 exons. Lineage: Eukaryota; Metazoa; Arthropoda; Insecta; Lepidoptera; Nymphalidae. Bases 1 to 1617 code for a protein of 538 amino acids.
AUGUGGGUUGUGUAUUUUGUCUUAUUGACCUUGGGGUCAGUUCACGGUCUGGUCAGAUUGGAUCCUUUGGUGAAUGCACCAGCGGGUCUUAUCCGUGGGCUGAGAGCUGAUGAUGGGGAGUAUUCCAUGUUUUUGGGGAUUCCUUACGCACAAGUUGAAGAGGACAAUCCGUUCGGGGCGUCCAUUCCUCAAGCGAAAUUCGACGGAGUGUUCGAUGCGUCCCAGGACUCCAAGGUGUGCCCUCAAGUGGAGGAGUAUGAGAACACCAUCGUGGGCAGCUUGGACUGUUUGGAGCUGAACAUCUACGCCCCGAACACAGCGAGCUCCAGGAACAGACUGCCUGUGCUUGUCUGGAUCCACGGGGGGGGAUUCACUAUUGGAUAUACUAGCAGAUUCAUCUACGGUCCCAAAUACCUGGUGAGACAUGACGUCAUCCUAGUAGCCUUGAACUACAGAGUGGGACCGUACGGAUUCUUCUGUCUCGACACACCGGAGAUACCAGGAAACCAGGGCUUGAAGGACCAGGUGUUAGCAUUGCGCUGGAUUAGGGAAAACAUAGCUUCUUUCGGUGGAGAUGUCAAUAAAAUCACGGUCAUGGGCGAAAGCGCCGGUGGGGCUUCUGUAGAAUACCAUCUGCUAUCGCAACAUGAAAAGUUAUUUAAUCAGGCAAUCACGCAGAGUGGUUCUACAUUCCUUCCAGGUCUGUUAGAAGAAGACGGUAGAAGUAAGCCGUUGCGAAUCGCUGCGCACCUUGGUUUCGAAACGGAAGACGUUACUGAGGCUGUGGCGUUCCUUGCGAAGACUGAUGUCAAGCUGGUCAUAGCAGCGACGACAGAACUCGGAAUUAGAAGCAGACCGUGCGUGGAAAAGGAGUUCGAAAACGUCGAUAGCAUUUUGACUGAUCAUCCAAUGAACAUCGAUAUGCCUAAAGCGAGGAAUACACCUGUGCUAGUCGGAUUCAAUAACAGAGAGCAGUUGGUGGGAUACGCGAUGAUGCCGGCUGAACAAUUUAAGCAUCUCAAUGUCUUCGAAGAUACUCUGCAGAAGAAAUUUAUCUACGACGAGGAAUUCAAAGAAAUGGAGCAGAUUGUUAGACGCUUUUAUAUCGGCGAUGAAGAGCUGAGCGAUGCGCUACGAUCUAACCUAACAGAUUUCCAGUCAGAUUUUGACUUCGCCUUUCCUAUACAGUUGAGUUUGAAGAAGUAUCUCGAGAACGGCGCCAAAGAUGUGUUUUACUACAUGUUUUCUUACAGUGGCGAUAGGAAUUUCGUUAAAAAGCGAGUCAAUGUGACUGCACCGGGGGCGGCGCACGCAGAUGAGCUGGGCUACCUUUACGACUUGACCACCGAGACGGAGCCACCGACCGCGGCAGACCAGCUGGUUAUAGACCGGAUAACUGCUCUAUGGACAAACUUCGUCAAAUAUGGGGAUCCGACUCCAGAGACAUCCGAGCUUCUGCCGGUGAAGUGGACUUCCAUCAGCGAGGAAACCUACACGUAUCUGAACAUAGACCAGGAUUUGUCAGUUGGCACACGCCCCUAUCAUGAGCGCAUGGCCUUCUGGGAGCUGUUCUUCGAGGUCAACCAGCACAAACUGAAGGGGUACCGGGAGAACUAG